Engraulis encrasicolus (European anchovy) is the source of this 2546-nucleotide messenger RNA. It is a transcript of the gene tes, whose product is annotated as testis derived transcript (3 LIM domains). Gene Ontology annotation, molecular function: zinc ion binding. The transcript is spliced from 8 exons. NCBI's taxonomy places the organism in Eukaryota, Metazoa, Chordata, Actinopteri, Clupeiformes, Engraulidae. The record is from RefSeq and is a predicted model, not a curated record. The coding region runs from base 88 to 1752 and encodes 554 amino acids.
GUUGGCGAGAUCAGACCGUCCGAACACAGUUUCUUCAACUACUAGGCAGCCGGUUACUGCUUUGAGACCCAAACUACUAUCAAGAACAUGGAAAUAGCCACGGAAGUAAAAAAGAUGACCCUGGCGCAUGAAAUAGGAGCUGGGGCCAGCUGUUUGAAGUGCAAGGACAAAUGUGAGGGAUUUGAGCUGCACUUCUGGAGGAAAAUUUGUCGCAAUUGCAAAUGUGGCCUUGCGGAUCAUGACGUGCAGAUGGAAUCAGCUGAGAAUAAGAAGGUGGGUAGGCUGUUUGCAGACACCAAGUACACCGGUCUCAUUGACAAACUGAAGACUGGUGGACCCUAUGCUGCCGAGAAAAGCCAUCAAGUCCGUCCUCCAAGCACAUUCGCCAAGACAUGGCAAAACACGGCACGGGCAGACAUAGCACAGGCAUUCACUGCACACCUAGACCCCGCCCGGCCAGACCCCUCUCGCCAAGACCCUUCUCGCCAAGACCCUUCUCGCCAAGACCCCUCUCGUCAAGACCCCUCUCGCCAAGACCCCUCUCGUCAAGACCCCUCUCGUCAAGACCCUGCAGGGCCAGGUGUGGCACGGCAACACACAGCAAGCCAAGAUGCGGCACGCCCAGGCUCCACACGCCAAGACCCUGCACGGCCAGACCCCUCACGCCCAGAUGCCGCACCCCAAGACGCGGCACGGCCAAUCGCCGCACGCCAAGAUGUGGUACGGCCAGACACUGCAAAAAUGGCCACUUUAGAGUGGACACCACCCGUGACAAAUAAGCAUCUGGUGACGGCCUAUAUACAGCUGCUACCUCCUGAGAGGCGGCCCAUUGCGGGCACCGCUGGCGCUGAGUAUCGCAAGCAGCAGAUGGCCAGGCAGCUUCCUGAGCAUGACCAGGAGCCGUCCUGCUGCCACGACCUUUCUCCGGGAGAGGUGAAGGUCAUGCAGCAGUAUGUGAAGAAGUGCAAAACUGAGGCUCUCGGUAUGGGGGACCUCAAACUACCAGAGGAAAUGGCUGCCGUGGCUGCACAGGCGGAAGGAGGAGGGGAGGCAACAAGCGGUCCUGGAACCGACACCAAAAAUGCAAAGGGGCCUGACGGUGGACCAGAACAAGGUUCUAGAGGGACCAUCUCUAAAAUUGGAUCAGCUGGUGGGCCAAAGAAUAUAGGCUCUGUACCCAGGAAUUAUUUGUGCAACCAGUGCCAGCAGCCAAUGAAAGAGGGGGAGCCAGCCGUGUAUGCUGACCGCGCAGGGUAUGAAAAGCUGUGGCAUCCCGCGUGCUUCGUGUGUUGCACCUGCACCGAGUUGUUGGUGGACAUGAUUUACUUCUGGAAGAAGGACAAGCUUUACUGUGGUCGCCAUUAUGGGGAGAGUGAAAAGCCCCGGUGCGGAGGAUGUGAUGAAUUGAUCUUCAGUAACGAGUAUACUCAAGCAGAGAACCAAAACUGGCACUUAAAGCAUUUCUGCUGUUAUGACUGCGACUGUGUCCUGGCUGGGCAGACCUAUGUCAUGGAGGACAUCCAUCCUGUCUGUGAGACCUGCUACAUGAAGAAUCAUGCUGUGAAAUGUGUGGCAUGUGACCUCCCCAUUGAACCUGAAGCGCAGCGUGUGUCCUUUGGAGACAGCCACUGGCAUGCGGAGCCACAGUGUUUUCAAUGUGGUGGUUGUUCCAAGUGCCUCAUUGGCCAACGCUUCAUGGUUGUCAAAAACAAGCUCUGUUGCUCUGUUGAGUGCAAGAAAGCCUGUCUGUAGGCCACUCUCACUGUAAGGUUUCCCCAAGUCAUUUACAGCCUUAAAAAGUGCUUUUCCUACUGAAUUGUAAGAUUAUACCAGUAUAUACCCAGUACUUUUUUUGGUACAGUAUCUGCUGGUUUCUCAGUAACUAACUGCAAUAUAAUAUAACAGUUAGUGGUGUCUGAUUUCAUGUGUACAUUCCAAGGGGUAUGAACUACUCCAACCCUGAUGGGUUCAGUUUCAGUUAAUGUCAGCCCUAAGUCAUUAAAUAGUGGCACCACGUAUCAUACAUUACGCACCUUUUUGCUUUAAGUAUUUUUUUUUACUUUGAAAUUGUUAAUUAAAAUGAGUAUGCAUUAAAAACGGUGAUAUAAUGGUUAUUUUUAUCAAGUACUUGUGCCACCACUUAUGAAAUACCGCCCUUGUCAGUCUACUCCAGUGGUUGUUAACCUGGGGUGCGGGCACCCCCUGGGGGUGCACAAGAGAUUUCAGGGGGUGCACGGCAUUUUGUUUGUUUUAAGGUUGUGACCAAAAUUCUGAUAGCAAACACUAUGAUUAGCCCAAAUCAAAACCAAAUUAAAAGAUGUUUGGUCCCCAUGUAAAGCCAUUAGGGUUUUGAUCAAUGUCUCAAGCAAUUAACAUUGUAAUUAAUCACUUAAAUAAUUUUUAGUGCGUAUAUACGUGUAGAAGUUUGGAUGGGGGGUGCGUGGCUUGUCUUGGGCACAGGUAAGGGGAUGCUUUAAGAAAAAAAAAGGGCAAGAACCACUGGUCUACUAGACGCUGUUUGCGGGGUUAAUGCUGUUACAGAACAA